AUAUUGGUGUAAAGGACGAGCACACUAUCAAGGUCAAGCGCAGGCGACAACGGGGCUCCCCACACAGCGACGCCACGUGUAUGGAGCGGAGUUUCAACGCUACACGUGGAAGAAGAGGCGCACCGCGGUUUUGACGAGGCGCACCGCGGUUUCGACUAUCGCGUUCUACACAGUACGCCACGUGUAUUGCGUCUACACGUGGAGGAGGCGUGGCCUAGGCGGCACAUGCAAGACAGCCGCCGCGGCUUUGAGCCGCCGCCGCCGCUUUGUGACUCGCCGCCGGGCGAUGGCUUUGUGGCCCGCCGCAUCACUUUGUAUCUCGCCGCCAGCAACGCAUAUAAAUAGCGAACAUUUUGGAAUUAAAGUCAGUUGCAGCAAGUUCUUCUUCCAGACUAGUAGUGAAGAAGUAAUAGUGAAUAUGUAAUAGUGAUUAAGUAUAAAUUGUAAUAGUGUACAUAAGGGUCGAUAAUAUAUUAUGUAUGUCGAAGGAAGGGUGUUUUCUUGAACACAAACCCCAACAAAUAAUACAGUCCACAACAACGUCUGGUCCUUCGAUCGCCGGAUACUCCAGGAAGAGGAAACGCUGCCCGUGGAAGACCAGAUCCUGCCGAAGAGAGGUACGCAUCGGCAACGAGUUCACCUUCGAGGGGCGAAUAUCGGCAAACCGGUAACGUUGGUACUAGCCUGCUGGUGUUUUUGAUCGUCACCAGGCGAGUCAGGUACCUACCGACGGGGCCGCGCUGUUGGUACUAGUCCAAUGAGGUGAGUCGUAAGGUUUUUUACGGGUAGACUCGGGCCGUCGGGUGACCUUGGUGGUACGCGCCGGGAAUCAGGGGUGCUGGUCAGCGGAACGAGUCUGCCAGUAUAAGCCUGCGGUGCGUCACCUCUUUAGGCAUGGUGGUUACCCGCAGCCAGGGUGAAGCUGCAGAAGUGGAGGACCGGAGCCAGGAGACAGAGCGUGUGCGGCAAGAACGAAUGCGGCGGCUGGUGCUGGACCCGCUGGCAUCGCCGUCUGACGCACGCUUGACGUCAGCCACAGAAACAAUGGAGAUCCCACCGCAACCGCGACGGCAUUCGCCAGCGAGAUCCGCUAGAUCGGUGCGGUCGUCGGCGAGUACGGCGCGGCGGAUUAAGGCGGCGGAAUUAGAAGCGGCAGAGCGACUCGCCGCUAUCCAGAGAAAAGAACUACAAAUUGAGAAAGAACUAAUAAAUAAACGCUUACAGUUCGAGGUGUCCGCCAUACAGGAAGACGAGGGCCUGCCGGAAGAUACCGUCACCGCGACAGAAGAACGAAACAAGGUGGACGAGUGGCUCCAGUCACAUCCUGUGCCGAAGGAUGACAGACACCAGCGAUCCGGACUAAGAAGAGGAAGAUCGCCGACGCCGACCAGACGAACAGGAAUAGAGCAGCUGGCGGCGUCCCUAGAGAAGAUGGCGCGACCGCGCCUAUGCCACGCGGACCUUCCGAUAUUUUCAGGUGCGAUUGAAGAGUGGCUGCCGUUCCGAGCAGCCUACCGGGACACAAGCAGCAUGUACCAAGUGUCCGACGCAGAAAACAUCCAGCGGCUGCGUACCUGCCUGAAGGGGGAAGCAAGGGACGCCGUGGCAGCGCUGCUUCACACUGCUUCAUCACCUGAAGCAGUCAUGAAAACUUUGGAGCAGUGCUUCGGGAGGCCCGAGAUAAUAAUCGACAGGGCCAUGGAAGACCUAAGGAAGCUGCCGCGACCUGGAGCAGCGGCCAAGGACAUCAACUGCUUCGCGGUAAAAGUACAAAACGUGGUGUGUAUACUUCAAACUAUAGACAGAAAAGGAUAUUUGUACAAUCCUAUGCUAGCACGGGAGAUAUUGGACAAACUUAGUCCGCACCUGCGCUCUAGGUGGUGUGAUUAUGCUUUUGCACAGGAAGGCACAGCGGAUCCAGAGAUCGUGGUGCUGUCCCGCUUCCUCAUGAGAGAGGCGGACCGGGCGCUUCGCUACACCUACGCGCCGAUGAGCAGCACUGCACCAGAGCGCAGAGACGCCGCAGCAGCAGCAGCAGCAGCAGCAGCGCGACCUGCUCCAACGAAAAGGAAGUCUGCAGUAUACACCAUGGUCUCCGGUGAAGAUGAAGAAGAGAAGAAAGAAGAGAAGAAAGAAGACUUCUGCCUGUGCUGCGGGCGCGACCACGCUAUGGUUGCCUGCCCGCGCUACGCCAAGCUGUCGGUGGAUGAGCGGUGGGCGCUGGUGAGGGAAAAGGGCGCCUGCUUCAAGUGCGCCACGAAGAGACAUCGGCGCAGCUACUGUCGAGCGAAACCAUGCGGCGUGAACCAGUGCCGCCGCCCGCAUCAUUCAUCACUGCACGACGUAAGAAGAGAAGAGCCUGCUGCGUCGACCGAAGAAACCGUCAUGGCGGUUGCUGACCGCGCAACCGCACCGCCCCGCGCCGUCCUGCUGAAGAUGUGUCCAGUCACCGUCGUCGGCCCACGGGGGGAGGUAUCGACGCACGCACUGCUCGAUGAGGGCUCCACCAUCACCCUCAUUGAUGAGGACCUGGCGCAACAGAUCGGCGCCGAAGGUCCCGCCACGCCGCUCCGCAUCCACGGGGCGAACAUGGAGCAGAUUGAAGAAGGAAGUCGGCUGGUGACGGUGCAGCUGCGGGGGCAGAGCGACGGGACACUACACGACCUGCGCGCCCGCACGAUGAAGAAGCUGCAGUUGCAUCAGCAGUCCAUCCCGGGAUCCCUGCUUCGGUACAGACAUCUGCGCGACAUACCGGAACGUGAGGUAUGUUACGAACAAGCACGCGCGGGUGUCCUGGUGGGUACCGACCACUGGGAGCAUAUCGUGACCAGAGAACUUCGGACGGGCGGCGCCGACGAACCUGCCGCCUCCAAGACAAGUCUCGGCUGGGUGAUACAUGGAACAACGCCGCGUCGAAUGAUCGUCGAAAAGGACUGCGUGCUUCACGUCCGAGAACAACAAGCGGACCAACGGCUGCACGACCUGGUGGCAGAGCACUUCAAGAUUGAAUCAUUGAACAUAGCCAGCAGACCACGCAUCAGUGACGCCGACCGACGAGCGACAUCCAUCGUCGAGACGACUACGAAGAAGACGCCGGGCGGGUACGAGAUCGGCCUGCCGUGGAAGAGGGAUAAUGUCCGCAUGCCGCCGAGCUACAAUGCCGCGCUGCGGAGACUUCUGAAGAUUGAAGCAAAAAUGGACGCCGCACCGGAAUUCGCAGCCGAGUACACCAAGCAGAUGAACAACUUAUUCGAGAAAAGGUAUGCGGUUCCGUGCGAUGGCAGUGAAGGCGAGAGCAGCGUGUGCUGGUACCUGCCGCAUUUUGCUGUGACCAAUCCCAACAAACCAGGGAAGCAGCGAUUGGUCUUUGAUGCGGCAGCCAAAAGCCACGGGACUUGUUUAAAUGAUGAACUACUUGAGGGCCCAGACUUGCUACUAUCACUGCCAGGUAUAUUAUUUCGAUUCAGGGAAAAGGCAGUGGCAGUCACAGCAGAUAUAGAGGAGAUGUUCCUACAAGUAAAAAUAAGACCCGAAGACCAGCCAGCGCAGCAGUUUUUAUGGAGGGGAAGCCGACGCGACACGCCGCCACAGCACUACAAAAUGACGUCCAUGAUAUUCGGCGCAGCGAGCUCUCCGUUUAUGGCGCAUUACAUCCGUAAUCAUAAUGCGCAGCAGCACGCAGAACAAUAUCCAAUGGCGCUGGAAGCAAUAACGAAGAGUCACUACAUGGACGAUCUAGUGGUGAGCUACGCCGACGCAGGGCUAAUUUGGGACGCCGAGCAAGACGCGCUAGGAUUCAACACAGCGAUGAACAGGGUACCGGUGGAGGUGCGAGAUCGCAAGCGCCCACCGACCAAGCGCGAAGCAUUAAGUGCGGUAAUGUCAAUUUAUGACCCACUAGGCCUCUUAAGUUAUUUCACCAUCCGUGCUAAAAUCAUAUUGCAGAGCCUGUGGCGCCUCCAGAUUUCGUGGGACGAACCGAUACCUGAAGAAGAGGGCGAGCAUUUUGCGGGCUGGCUGUCGCAACUGGAAGCAGUCGGCGCACUACGUUUGCCGCGAUGCUACGCAAUGGACAACGUCGAAGACAUCGAGCUGCACGUGCUAUGCGACGCCAGUGAACAAGCGUAUGCAGCCGUGGCGUACUGGCGUAUGCGGCGAACGGACGGCAACGUGCAAGUGAAACUCGUCUCGGCGAAAGCGAAGGUGGCACCACGACGCGCGCAGACGAUCCCGCGCCUAGAACUUCAAGCGGCGGUGAUCGGCGCAAGACUAGCUGAUCAGAUAAGAAGAGAGCACAGGUAUGACAUAUCUCGUACUUGGUUUUGGACAGACUCAUCGACGGUGGUGCACUGGGUGCGCAACGAUGCAAAGAGAUACACGCCGUUCGUCGCGCAUCGCCUCGGUGAGAUUGGAGAAUUGACACAGAAGGAAGAGUGGCGGUGGCUACCGACUCAUGAAAACGUUGCCGACGACGCCACCCGCCUAAGUUUCACCACGGGACAUGAUCGAUGGUUCCAGGGUCCAGAAUUCCUGAUGAAGACGGAGGACCAGUGGCCCACGGAGAAGGAACUUCGAGAAACUACGGACGAGGCUGAUGUACUGCAUGUAAGCGAGCUGCCACGGAAGAUGGAAUGGCUGCCGGAUCCAGAGCGCUUCUCCAAAUUCCGCACACUGGUGGGAGCAACAGCAAGGGUGCUCGCAUUUAUCGACAUGCGCAUCAGGCACACGGCGACGAGACUAGAAUGUCGCCACCUGGAACAAGCCGAACGACUGUUGGUGCAGCGCGCACAGAACGACAGCUUUGGGACGCGCGCCCCAUCAGCAGAUCCAGUAGACUGUACAAAUUGGACCCGGUAA
Molecule: messenger RNA, 4857 nt
Organism: Colias croceus (clouded yellow)
Lineage: Eukaryota; Metazoa; Arthropoda; Insecta; Lepidoptera; Pieridae
Exons: 2
Coding region: 895-4857 (1320 amino acids)
Molecular function (GO): nucleic acid binding
Source: RefSeq, a predicted model, not a curated record